Aspergillus campestris IBT 28561 is the source of this 2205-nucleotide messenger RNA. RefSeq names its product Zn(II)2Cys6 transcription factor. The transcript has 4 exons. NCBI's taxonomy places the organism in Eukaryota, Fungi, Ascomycota, Eurotiomycetes, Eurotiales, Aspergillaceae. Gene Ontology annotation, molecular function: DNA binding; zinc ion binding; DNA-binding transcription factor activity, RNA polymerase II-specific. The record is from RefSeq and is a predicted model, not a curated record. Gene Ontology annotation, biological process: regulation of DNA-templated transcription; DNA-templated transcription. Gene Ontology annotation, cellular component: nucleus. Bases 1 to 2205 code for a protein of 734 amino acids.
AUGUACCCAGACGGCCAACUCGUUGCGGUGGAGAAUGCGACACCCCUGUCGCGAUCCCGGCCUCGUCGGACGCGUAUGAUGAAGCGCGUGUCGAGGGCGUGCUUGCACUGUCGACAGCGAAAAUCCAAAUGUGUUCUUACCGGUGGUGGACGACCAGGCAUGCCCCCAUGCCAACGGUGUAUUCAGGACGGCCACGAAUGCGUUCUAGGCAGUUCGAAUCGGGGAGGUCGUCGUAUCCGGAAGAAUAAAAUGAAGCCUCUGACCCCGAGGAACGAUCCAGCAAUGGAGCAUGACGAAUCGACCGUCGAUGGCGCAAGUCCGUCUCGUCCCGACAAUCCCCAGGCGACAUCGAGCUCCUAUCCCGAUCCCGUGGCAUUCGUGCCGCAAGAUGCCCCCCCUACGGCAGUGGACGACGAUGACACGACGUCGAUAGGUUCGGUACCGCGCAAUCCAUCAGACGCUUGGCAGUGUCUGACGGGCCUCGCGAGACGGGAUACGGACGGGUCCGCUUCUGACUCGGGCCCAGAUCUGACGCGCGCAAACCCUAGAGGUGUCCCGGCCUCCAGUGCCCCGCAGGGCACGGUGACCGACUUCGAUUCCCCCGGCGACAUAAAAAACUAUAGACUGGUGCAAUCGCGCGCUCUAGAGCCAGGGACCGUGUGGCAGUUGGUGUCCCGUUACGCCGAUCAUUUCCAUCCAUAUCUCCCUUUGGUCCCCAGAAAAUACUUCGAUCGCCGUGCCUUGGGCGCCUUUGCCGCGAACGAGAAACACUUGCUGACGGCGGUGCUCACAAUCGCGUCGAAGGAUCUGACCGCGCGACCGGAGAUCCACGAGUACUGUUCUAGAUACAUGCACGAGCUGAUUUCCGGGAUCGCCGCCGGGGCAAACUGCGACGUCGAAGCCGUUGAAGCGCUCUUACUCCUCGCCGAGUGGGAGCCCCAGGGACUCCGACCCGGAGUCGAGCGCGUCGGGCGCGGAGAGGAAGAUCGCGCUGCGUGGAUGCACGUCGGACUGGCCCUGCGAUCGGGGUAUUUUCUGGGGCUGGAUCGAACGUCGUUUCGGGGCGACUCGGGAGACACGGAGGUGGAAGCCCGCCGGCGACUGGCGUGGACGAGCUGCUACGUCUCCGAUCGGUUGAUUUCCGUCCGCAUCGGGCGGGCGUUCUGGUCGCGAGGGCCGGGUCCUAUGACGGGUCUGGUCAGCCAGGAUUUCCCCUCUCUACUGCCCGUCGGUGACGGCGAUGAGGACUACGCGCGGAUCCUCCAGGCGACGCUCGACCUCACGCAGUUGUAUGGCAACGUGCACGACGUGCUGUACUCGGGGAUGCGAACCAGCAACCAGAUGAUGCUCACGGGGGACUAUGUGAAAUAUGUCGACGAUUUUCGGCUGGCCAUUCUCCGGUGGAAAUCGCUCUGGGGCUCGUUGCCUUGCUCCGAACCGAUGCAAUUUACACUACAGAUGUCGUACGAAUAUCUGCGACUCUACACAAACGCGUUUGCCUUCCAGGCUACUAUCUCGCAGGCUCUGGCUUCCAAGACGAACAACGACAGCCAGUCGCAAAAGGAGCACUUGCGCUCGACCUUCAGUAAUGUCGCUUUGUUGCAGGACGCGCGAUUCAUCUACGAGUCUGUCGACGCGGCCAAGGCGUAUCUGGCCAUCGUCGUGGACAAAGUCCAUCCUGAGCGACAGCUGCAUUUCAUGCCGCUCCGGUUCUACCUAUACGGAAUUUACGCCGCUGUAUUUCUCUACAAGGCUCGCUCAUUCGGGGUCCUCCCACCCUCCGAAGAAAUGGACGUGCGCGAACUCGUCCACCGAACGACCGAGAUCCUAAAACGCGCCAGCGCAGGGCCCGACGACAUCGGGUCACGGUACGCGCGACUCCUGGAACUUCUCUGGCAACCCAACCCAGCUGUGCCAACAACACUCCCACAGCACCAAAGUAGCGAUCUCCCCAUGCCCAGCAGCAGCAGCGCACUUACACAGCCCAUGCCCGACGACAGCUGCGUGCAUUUCAGCCCCGCAAACGACUUCUCCUGGCUGAAUCUGGAAGCCGUGGGCGACUACGUCUCGGGCGACCUGAUCUCAGGGUCGGGUAUGCUGGCGUUGGACGGCUUCCAGAAUCAGGAUCUCUAUCAGACGGGACAGGAGCGUUCGCAGACGUGGCAGUCGUCGUGGGUCGACAUGGCGGGUAGUUUGCUGUUUUAA